Molecule: messenger RNA, 2080 nt
Organism: Arvicanthis niloticus (Nile rat)
Lineage: Eukaryota; Metazoa; Chordata; Mammalia; Rodentia; Muridae
Gene: Mxra7
Product: matrix remodeling associated 7
Source: RefSeq, a predicted model, not a curated record
UGGGCGUGGCCUGGUGGCGGGGCGCGGCGGGCUCCCUUGGGGUCCGGGUUGGCGGACACUUGGCGGCCACGCACGAUGGAGUCGCCGGUCGAAAUGCUGGCCGUGCUACCCGCACUGGUCACGGCGCUAGCGCUGCUACUCGCCUGGCUGCUGCUGCGGCGUGGGGCGGCCCCGGUCCCGGAGAGCACCGCCCCGGCCGAGGCCCCCGGGGCUCCUGCGCCGCCUGAGCCUCCCGAGCCCUGCGCCCCGGAGCCAGCACCCGCGGGACCGUGCCAGUCCGAGCGCGUGGCGGAGCCGGGGGAGCCCGAGACGGAGGAGCCAGUGGCCGAGGAGAGACAGGAUGAAGACUCAGACAGUGAGAUGGGGCCACCCACUGAAGAACCUGAGGAAGAAGACGGAGCAGCCUUCUCCUUUAAGUACAGCCCUGGGCAGCUGAGGGGAAGCCAGUACAAGAAGAUGAUGACCAAAGAAGAACUGGAGGAGGAACAGAGAGUUCAGAAAGAACAGCUGGCUGCCAUCUUCAAGCUCAUGAAGGACAACAAGGACACGUUUGGUGAGAUGUCAGAUGGGGACGUGCAGGAGCAACUCCGACUCUAUGACAUGUAGGCCUGUCUGUCACCCGGCAAGACGUGACCCAGGACAUCCUGACAACCCCGAGGGACUUGGUCUGGGGAGUUGUGACUCCCAGACUUUUAUUUGAAAGACUGCCGUAUGAAAACAGACAGAUCUGUUAUAUAAGGAACUGCCUGGUCCCUGCAAUUUAAAUAUCAUGUCAGAGGAAUCGGCGUUACUUCUUCAGAGGAGGAAACCCCUGAUCCCUCUGGCUUCAGGUUGCUGGUGAGGGUCCAGCUGUGCUGUGUUCUACAGACUCAGGGCGGGUGGGCCAGGAGAGAUGAUGGGGGCUUGGUGCUUGGAACCUAAGUACUUGGUGUAGACAGAAUACGGGGUGCUCUAGGGGGAUAGGCAUUACUUAGUAACAUCACACUCUUCAGUCUGCCCUAAGGGGAAUGAAGCAUCUGGAAGCAUCUGGGGUGGUGGCUUAAGCAAGCAGCAGGGGAGCAAUGUUUUAGUAAAAGUCCGUCACCCUGGGGCACAACAGUGGUUCGCUGCUGAAGCCUGUCUUCAGUACAGUCACGCCUUGAGCGUGUUUGGCACACAGAGGAUUAUGCUGGACACAGAGCAGGAGCCCUGGGGAGAGCAUUUGUGUCCUAGGUUCAAGGCCCCUGAGUUCCAUUCCCAGCAAUAGACACCCUCCUCCCCACACCCCACCCCACCCCAAAAAGACAACGUGAUCGUUACCUCUGGUGAGACUAACGGCCUUUAGAGAAUGAGAAACUACCAGAAAGCACUCAAAAAAGUGCCCCAGUGUCCUCUAGAAUAAGUGCCGAGGUAGCACACUCAGUGACAGUGGGGAUAGGGACCACAGCUGCUCCCUCUUGCCCACAUCUCCUACUUAUUGUCACCCCAUUUGCCAGAAAGUUCAUAGCCUGAGCAGACUGAAUCAAGGGUACCCUAAGGACAGGAGGAGGAAAGGUUUUUUGUUUUUCUUUUUCCAUAAAGGGUUUUUAUGUGUAGCCCUGGCUGUCCUGGAACUCACUCUGUAGACCAGGCUGGUCUGAAACUCACAGAGAUCCACCUGCCUCUGCCUCCGAGUUCUGGGAUUGAAGCCUUGGGCCACCACCAACCGGCUAGUAGGAAAGCUCUUAGGGUUCGUUUUUAUUUGCUAAAAUAAAACUAAAUCGAUAUAGAGACAUAGCUCAAAGUAUGGAGACCGGAGUUAACUUUUUAAAGAUUUACUUUCUUUUUAACUCUGUGUGUGUGUGUGUGUGUGUGUGUGUGUGUGUGUGUGUGUGUGUGUGUGUGCGUGCAGAUGCCUGGAGAGAGGGCUCAGCAGUUAAGGGUGCUUGCUCCUCCACAGGACCUCAGUGCGGUCCUCACAGCCCAUGGCAGGCGCCUCACAGCCUCCUGUUACCCCAGCUACAGAGCAUAAGAACCUCCUCCUCUUCUUACCUUCACGGUACCACACACAUGUACACACUUGUGCACAAAUGAUGAAAUAAAUGUAUCUGCAAACCCAGAA